This is a messenger RNA of Mizuhopecten yessoensis (Yesso scallop), 3935 nucleotides long. RefSeq names its product arachidonate 5-lipoxygenase-like. The record is from RefSeq and is a predicted model, not a curated record. NCBI's taxonomy places the organism in Eukaryota, Metazoa, Mollusca, Bivalvia, Pectinida, Pectinidae. Gene Ontology annotation, biological process: lipid oxidation. Gene Ontology annotation, molecular function: oxidoreductase activity, acting on single donors with incorporation of molecular oxygen, incorporation of two atoms of oxygen; metal ion binding; protein binding. The transcript is spliced from 17 exons. The coding region runs from base 92 to 2182 and encodes 696 amino acids.
ACUGCAUGAAAAGUUGCACGAAAAUAGAAUAUUUUUCAAGUGGACGCAGUGUUGGGAACCAAGUCGCAAGUGAACAACAAGAAAAACAGGUAUGGCGUCUGACCAGCAAUCAGUAGGGCUCAACGGAGAGAAACAGGAGGAUACGGAACCGGUCGAGUAUGUAUUCACCGUUCAUCUUGGACACAAAAGGAACGCUGAUGCUGAUAAAAACGUAUGGGUAUCCCUCAACUCUCAUUUUGGCGAGACAUCUGGGAACGUUCUGCUGGAGAAUUUUUUCAGGAAGGACUUUGAUGGAGAUCUACGUUAUCACGCCAGAGCGACAGGAAAGUAUCUGUAUGACGUAGACUACAUAAAACUGUGGCUAGACACGUCACUACCGUCAAAUGACGCAUGGCAUGUACACAGAAUAGAUGCUCUCUGUAAGGCGACGGGAAUGCGAUUGAAAUUCCCAUUUAAUAUGUGGAUAAAACCCAAUCAAAGCUACACCAUCUGUCAUCUUGCCACCUCGAUUCCAACCCACGAUAAAUUUCCGGGCAAGCGAGAACAGGACUUGUGUGAGGCACGAAAAACGUACAUGCUGGUAGAUGGUAUGGAUGGUAUGCCGCCUCAAAUUAAGAAGCUACCUUCGGAUGAGGAAUACGACUCUCAACAAAAGGCUACGCUCGCUUAUGAAGGAUUGGAUCUAGCCAAAAAUGCCUUUUGGGACAAAGUUCUCUCAGCAAAGUGGGAAAAGCUAUCUGAUCUCAAGGACGUAUACUGCAAAAUAUUUCCUAAACCAUCUGAUGUAAACCCGAAUAUUUGGCAAGAAGAUUCUUUCUUCGGUAGUCAACGAUUGGUGGGUGCCAAUCCGUCAGUGAUCCAACAAUGUACAAAAGUACCAAGCCAACUUGGGGUAAAGGCCGAUAUGCUCAAACCUUUUCUCGAAGGAAUGGAUCUCAAAGCAGCCAUCAAGGCCAAACGGAUAUUCGUUGUUGAUUAUAACAUUCUUGAGGGCGUUCCGUGUGCACCUCCAUAUAAAGGAAAAGAAUGGAAGCUUUGUGCCCCCAUUGGACUAUUUUUUGUCAACAAGGCUAAAGAGUUAAUGCCUAUCGCAAUACAGCUGUUCCAGAAACCGAGCAAAACGAACCCAGUUUUCCUUCCCUCUGACCCAAAAUACACAUGGAUGAUGGCCAAGCUGUGGUUCAACCAUGCAGAUAGCACUUACCAGGAAUCUUACGCUCAUUUAGGUUCCACCCAUUUGCUGAUGGAGGGUAUCGAUGUGGUUACUCAUAGGAAUCUUGCCAAAACACACCCGAUCUUCAAACUCCUGGCUCCCCAUUUCCUGUAUCUCUUGGCAAUCAACACCUUGGCGAGAACAAUGCUGAUCAACCCAGGAGGAUUCGUCGACAAGAUCAUGUCUUGUGGCCAAGUGGGAAUGAGAGAAAUAAUAAGAAAACAACUCCCAAACUGGCGGAUGGAUACACAGGGAACAUUACCAAAUGAUCUGAAGAACCGGAAGGUCGAAGCAGAUGUCCUGCCCCGGUACUACUUCAGAGAUGACGCCAUGCUUGUCUAUGAAGCUAUUAAAACGUACGUCGAGAAGUAUGUCGCGGUCUACUAUACUGACAAACCAACACCAGAUUCGACACUGAGUGCAGUGUACAACGACUCUGAAAUACAGGCAUGGAUAAAGGCACUGGUUGCACCAAUCCAACCAACCAAUGGAGGCUGUGGAUUAAAAGGUGUUCCGCUUGACAAAUCAGGAGACUCGAUAUCAACCACCGCCCAGUUGACACAGAUCCUGACGAGCAUUAUCUUCACUUGUAGCGUCGGACAUGCAGUCGUUAACUUCCCACAAUACGAACAAUAUGGGUUCCAACCUGCCGCCCCCUUGUCAAUGUCAGGAACACCGCCUACGAAUAAGACAGCUCUGACUGAGGAAGACAUUAUGAAGGCAAUUCCUUCCAAAGAACGCACGCUGACGGAAAUGCUUCUCAUGAAGCUUCUAAGUACCAGAAACACCAAUCUCCUUGGAAACUUCGAGCACAUAUACAUAGUAGAUCCACCAGCUGUCGCCGUGGUCAAUAUGUUUCGAGAUGAUCUGAAAAAAAUUGCCGCUACCAUCGAAAACAGAAACAAAGAAAGAUCAACUCCGUACCAUUGGGCAAGUCCAAAAUAUAUCCCAAAUGCUAUCAGCAUCUAGAUGAGAGAUUCUGAAGACAUCUAUACUUGUGGAAUUGCAGAAAGACAGUUAUAUAUCAUAUACGAUUUGAUCAGACACAAUGCUUUAAGCAACUAUUGUUCAAUUAUACUCUCUUUAUUAUAGGUUACCACAGUGCAUGCUAUUAUCUGUGUACUCUUUUUACUGUCUAUUGAUCUUUGUGACCGGAUUUGUAUAUAUAUAUAUCUGUUAUCGACUCGCUAUUGGGAGGAUUGUGCCUACAUAUGCGAAAUUGGUUGGCUAUGGGUCCGGCUGGGUGUGCCAUAUCUUUAGGAAUCUCCAUGGGACCGAUUGCAUCUGUAUAUAUGUCAUUGAUUGGCUAUGGGUCUGCCUGUGUAUGUAUUUGUGCUACCGACUGACUGUGGAUCAGGUUGUGUACCAACACUCGACAUUGACUAGAUAUGGGACCGGUUUCGUUUGUACGUGCAGCCUUAAUUCGCUAUGGGACCAGUUGUGUAUGCAUAUAUAUAUAUAUACGUUAUUGACAUUCUAUGACACCUUUAAACAUUGUGUAUACAGUACCUUCGUUUUCGCUACGGGACCAUUUGUUGUAUAUGUAUAUACCUCCUCAACACGCUACCGGGCCGGUUUGUACCUUUACGCUAUGAGACCAUUUGUUGUGUAUGUUUAUACUUCAAUGACACGCUAUGGGGCCCCGUUUUGUUUGUAUAUACAGUACCAUUUCGCUAUGUGACUAGUUGUGCAUGUUUACGCGACAGUCUCUCGCUAUGGGACAGGUAUUAUGUGUAUAUACUCGGACUGAAUUUGAAGUCACGCUAUAACCUGUCUAAGCGACCUCAUAUUUGGUAUUCAUAUCAUUACAAGAUUCUAUUAGGACGAGAACUUCUGCAAAAAGUGAAGUUUAUUUAUAAACAAUGCGAAUGACGGAAUGUUAUUAUUUAGGGAAAUGUUUUUUUUCCAUCUGAUUUUAAUUUACAAAUAUAUAUUCAUAUACAUGUUUCAUUCCAUCAUAGUAAGCAUAUACUCAAUAUAUUGAAUGGCGAUAUGUAGGGCAUAUAUAAAGAUAACCGUAACUAUUAUGGGGGGAACAGAAAGGAAAAUAUCCACUAUACUAUGAAAUAUUUGAAUGGUUUUCAUAUAUAAAAGAAUAAAGAUAAGAGAAUAACAAGAGAACGCAAUGAUUUAUGGUAAAAUAUGGAAAAGAGAAAGACAAAGAGGAAAAGACAUAGGACAGAUCUGUCAGUGUAUCAUACAGGGUAGUUGACCAGAAAACAUGGGUUUUGUUUUUAAGUAAAUACUUUGAUUAACUUUGAAUCCAUCAACUAUAGAACUGGUUUCAGACAAUUUGGCCGUGUGUUCGACUUUUUGAUAUUGUUAGAGAACUAAGUACUAUUUCAAAACUUGUCAGAACAUUGUCUUCCUUUAGUACUCCAUUUGAAAAAGUUACAUUUAGAAUAAGUCAUAUCUUAUUUGUGUUACGGUUCGUUGUUCAGAUCAAGUGAUUGAUUUUAAAUUGUAUCCAUUAUAGUUUUCAUGUACUCGAAACAGAACGCUGUAUCUUUAAUAACAGCUAUUCAAAAACGCGUUCCUGUUGUCCAGUUACAUUUCUUAUAUGUACAGAAAUUCUGGGAUUCCUUUUCCCCUCUCAAGAAUACAUUUAGAUUCGAAGGAAUAAUUUGCAAGAUCAAAGUUGUAUUUUACGAGUAUAAAGAACCAUAGGUUUUGCUUGAUAUUUGGAACUACCCUAUGAUAGUGCAUAUUGUUUGCUAUUGUA